This is a messenger RNA of Hyaena hyaena (striped hyena), 1978 nucleotides long. It is a transcript of the gene RASL11B, whose product is annotated as RAS like family 11 member B. The transcript is spliced from 4 exons. Gene Ontology annotation, molecular function: GTPase activity; GTP binding. NCBI's taxonomy places the organism in Eukaryota, Metazoa, Chordata, Mammalia, Carnivora, Hyaenidae. The record is from RefSeq and is a predicted model, not a curated record. The coding region runs from base 176 to 928 and encodes 250 amino acids.
GCGCGGAGGCAGUCCCAGUCCCGAUCUGGAGCUGGCCGCGGUGGCUCCGGCGGCGGCGCUCUGGUGCCUUUAUCCCGCGGACCCCUCGGGCAGGGUCCUCCCACCGGCUCCAGCGCGGCACACGCGUCCUCCCGCCCCACAGGUCCCGCACGGUGCAGCCCCGGCUGGAGCGGCGAUGCGCCUCAUUCAGAACAUGUGCACCAUCGCCGAGUAUCCCGCCACGGGCAGCGCCGCCGCCGCCGCCGCCGACUGCUGCCUGGGGGCGGCGGGCCGCCGCCUGGUCAAGAUCGCGGUGGUGGGCGCCAGUGGCGUGGGCAAGACCGCUCUGGUGGUCCGCUUCCUCACCAAACGAUUCAUUGGGGACUACGAAAGGAACGCAGGUAAUCUCUAUACCAGACAAGUCCAAAUAGAAGGUGAAACCCUGGCUAUUCAGGUUCAAGACACACCAGGUAUUCAGGUCCACGAGAACGGCCUGCGCUGCAGCGAGCAGCUGAAUCGGUGCAUCCGCUGGGCCGACGCCGUGGUGAUGGUGUUCUCCAUCACCGACCACAAGAGCUACGAACUCAUCGGCCAGCUCCACCAGCACGUGCAGCAGCUGCACCUGGGCGUGCGGCUGCCCAUGGUGGUCGUGGCCAACAAAGCCGACCUGCUGCACAUCAAGCAGGUGGACCCCCAGCUCGGACUGCAGCUGGCCAGCGUGCUGGGCUGCUCGUUCUACGAAGUGUCGGUCAGCGAAAAUUACAACGAUGUCUACAGCGCCUUCCACGUCCUGUGCAAGGAAGUGAGCCACAAACAGCAGCCCAGCAGCACACCGGAGAAGCGGAGGACCUCCCUCAUUCCCAGGCCCAAGUCCCCCAACAUGCAGGACUUGAAGAGGAGAUUCAAGCAAGCCCUCUCUGCCAAAGUGAGGACUGUCACCUCCGUCUGACGCAGGGACUCUCGGGGGGGUCCGGUCUUCCCAGGAAGAGGGUCGGCGGUUCUUCCAGCGCAGGAAUGCUGGGUGCUGGCAGCCAGUCAUGGUUCUAGAAGGAGCCGGAGCGGAGGGGCCGGGAGGGGUCUGUGGGACUGCCACCGACACGGAAGCAUUCUGAGCCGGGGACAGAACGCACGAGGCUUGAACGAGCCCACUGAGCCACUCCGAGCAUGUGAAACGCGCUCUGUGUCUUUUCCUCUGGAGUGGGGAGGGCGGCAUUGGAUUUUGUUCUUGACCUUGUAAGUGACGGUCAGCUGUAGUUUCCGCAACUGUAAUGUGGUUGACGGUGGGAAUGAGAGAACAGCUGCAGCACUCCCAGCCUUUCCAGGUUUUCUCUUCUUUCUUUUCUCCCUUUUCUCCCCCACUCCCACCCCCCCAAGAGGAAGGACUGCUUUUUCUCUUGCAAGUCUGAUUUGCAUCUCUGGAACCCUGUUCCUUACAGAAUGCCUUUCUAAGCUGAAGGGCACCCACAAUUUCUUCUUAAAAGAACAAGGAGGGAAAUACUACUCCCACCCCCCAAAAGGGGGAGGGGUUUAUGGGCCAGAUGUUAUGUAUAUGGACGGACAUCCGGGAGCUUCUACAUCUGGCAGGAAGGGCUGCUUCCUCCUGACACAGAAGGAGUACGUUUAGUUGAGCAGGUGUUAAAUGGUCAAGAACUCAAGCUCUUCAGCCCGACUGAGUAAUUGUGAGACUGUAUAAUUUUUUUUUAUUAUUUUUUUUAAUUUUUAGCUGUUGCAUCAGGUACAGGAGAAAAACAAACAAACUGUGUUCAUUGAUUUUAAUGCGAUUUGUGUAAAUGGCUCAGAGCAAUGACGUCGGGUUGCUUCCUAGGCCCGGCCGAGUGUGGCUUAAGUACAGAAAACACUGUCUUAACAGAAAGUGAACAGAUACAGGGGCUGCCGCCAAAUCCCCUACACAGAUGCACUUUAAAAAGCCACUCGUGCUUUGGCUUAAACUGUAAUUAAUUUAUUUUAUGUACAAUAAAUCUCAUUUUGAAAGAGCAGA